AUGACCACCCAAAGAUAUUCAUCCUGGGUUCUGGAACGCAGCUCUAUUGGAGAAUGUCAUCGCUUGAGAUUGGGUUUGAAUAGUGUGGGACGCCAUUCAUCUUCACUUAUACGAAUAUUGGAUUCCCAUUAUGUUUCCCGACAUCAUGCUGAAGUUGAAGUUUCCCAGGAUGAUCAAUCGGUUACUAUUAAGGAUUUGAAUUCUGUGAAUGGCAUAUUCGUUAAUGACGUACUGCAUAAAAGUUCAACGAUCACACUCAAUAAAGGCGAUUCUAUUGGGAUUGGUGUUUCCAUACAAUGUUCAGAGGAAGAUGAAUUAACAUUACCUAUAUAUGAAUUAAAAUAUAUGCCAAUCACAAGAGCAAGGGCUCCUAAUUCUAAUACUGCACAAACUUCUAAAUCUAAUAGUAAUACAAACAGUAACAAUAAUAAACCAUCAACCAGUGCAAAUGUCGAAAGUAAAAUAAAUAGUAAACCUGUCGUAGAGGAGGCAAUUUUAAUAAUUAGUGAUGAUGAAGAUAAUCCGACAAAUAGUAAACCUAAAAAACCGGAAAAUAAUGAAAACUCCAAACAGGAAGAUCAAACGCAAAACAAAGAAGAACUGCCACUGGCAAAUAAUCUUGGAUCGAAUAUCAAAGAAAAUUCAGUUAAAAAAGAAUGCAAUGAAGAUUGCGCAUCAUUGAAAGCAUUGUCCACCAUUGAUAAUAAAGUCAACUCGUUAACAAAUGAAAAGGAAGAAAACAACCAGAAGGUAACUAAAAAGGAAUGUGAAUUACAGACAAAUCAAAAAAUAGUUAGCGAAAAAGAAAAUACCACAAAUACCUCUAGAGAGGAUGUAUCUCAACCAACAGAAGAUAACAGUAAUAAUAAAAUUCACAUACCCAUUAUACCAAGUAUUAAACAAGAACAUAUACACUCGGUAUCGGCCGAUGUAAAGGAUAUUUUUGGCGAAUUGGAUGACGAACAGAAAAAUACUCUAAAAGAAAUUAAUCCAUUGGUUUAUAACGAUCUCAGCGGACGGCCUUUAAUACCAACGGCAAAUAUUAAUAAUCCAAUAGUCAACGGCGAGUGUAUAACUUUACUCAGUGAUGAUGAUACAGCUGGAGAUGAAGAAGAAUUGGGCAUUAUAACAUCAUCUACACCGCCAAAACACGAUGAUGAUGGUGGGGGUGAUGAAGGCAAGCCAACCACCGUUCAAAAUCCUCCAUUAGCAAAAAGUCCAAAUAUUUUUAAUACUUCCUUAAAUGAUUCCUUUGAGGAGACUACCUCAACACAAAGAGCUUUGGAGGUAAUUAAAAAUCAUUUGAAUGCCCAAAAGACCAAGGAAAAUUCAGCAGUGGUGGCCAGUAGCGACAAUGUUGAUUUGGAAGAUUACACAUCGUACGAACCACAUUCCGAUGAUGAGGAUAUUGAAGAGUUUAUGUUUUCUCAGGUCCUAAUCAAUGACAUGAAGGCAGAGUUAAAAGACGAUUUUGACAAUGACUUAGAGGAGGAUAUAACAUCCGCAGAUAACACAAAUGCUGGUGAGCUGUUACCUAUAAAAAUAAAGGAGGAACCCGACUUGGAAAGAAAUGCGUCACUGUUAAAUGAAUUGGAUAAUUCAUGCUGGGUUAUAAGUGAUGAUGAGGACUAUGACAAGGAAUUGGAAUCUAAGGUCUCCGAUUGGUCCAACAAAAUAUUUUCGCAAAGUUUCAACUACAGCAAUCAAUCCCAGAUCUAUGAUUUGGAUGAUAAUCUGAGUGAUGAAGAAGAUAUUGUAGACGAACAGGAAUACGCAAAUCGAGAUGCGAAUUCAAAUAUUAAUGAAGAGGUGGAUGAGGAAGAGGAAUUGGGUUACAUUGCUGAUUUGUACAGCACCAAUAACGAUUUAUCUUCUGCUGAUCAACCGGAUGUGGGUGGUAUAAAAGUUAAGGAAUGUUCGGUUAGCCUUACAAGAUUAGAUGAUAAUCGAAAAAAUACCAGAGACAAAAGUCCAGACUCAAACACAUUUCAAAAUGCUGUUCCUGACAAUGAUUCACCGCUAGUACGGCCCAGAAGAAAAAGUCUAAGUAAAUGUAAAGCAGUGCCUUCAUCUUCUUCUUCGUCCGAAGAUGAAUUUGAAAAAACCAAUGAAAAAUCCAAGAAAACCGUAGAAAAAGCUACAGCCACGCCGGAGUUGGCAAACCACACGGCAGAGCAUCCAAAAGAAAAGUCAAUUACACGGCCACCACCAGCAAUUAUUUCAGCACCCUCUCUACCAAAACAUAAAGGAAAACUUCGAGGAGUUUCUGCCGAAAAGUCUCCAAUAAUUUUGAAAAAUAAAAAAAUUCCUUCACUUUCGAAGAAACUGAAUUCGAUACGUGAACAACUACGUCAUGAUGAAAUCAAUAAAGUGUUGAAAAAGAAAUGGUCGGAAAAGCCAAGUGUGUCCAAAAAACGAGACAAGGAACGUAUAGAAAUCAUAAAGGAAUGCCGAAAGGAUAGAUUGAAACAGCUUGCCGAAAAACACACCAGCCCAACUAAAGAUAAUCUGAAAAGAAAAAGUUCCACAUCAAAUGACCAUUCCGAUAUUAGAACGAAAAAAGCAAAAGUUAAGAUUACGGAGCAUAAUAGGGGUGCAUUUUUGGCACAAGACGAGACGAUGGAGUUGGCGCGUAAAAAUGAAACAAAGAAAUCAUCCACAUCAUCAUCCUCGUCGUCAUCGACAUCGGCUACAUUUAAAAUACCCAAAAUUCCAGCCAAUACACACAAUGAAUUUUCUAACAAAGAACCAUUAAAACGUUCCAACAGUACGGAAACGCUAACGAAAAAAGAUCCCAUCAAACGUUCAACAAGCAUGGAUUGUGGUUUUACCACAUUUUCUCAGGAAAUUUCCAAACCAGAUAAUUUACUACUAAAGAAACCUGACCACGUGACGAAACCAAUCAUACCACCUAAUAGGCGCCUGUCAACAACUGCUACCUCAGGAUCCCAUAAUAUUUCCGAUGCUCCAAACACAACAGCUGCGGCAGCGAGUAAAGAAGCGACUUUACCAAAUAGGCGACUCUCAACAACAACCUCGCCCAAUGUUACACCCGAUACACCCACAGCUGUGUGUAAAGAAGCAUUGGCGGCCCGUGCCCUUCGAACAACCAAUAAAAUUACAUUUGCCUCAAUGGAAAAAAAUAUCAUUGAAUCGGAGAAGAAUAAAACUAAACUUAACAACAUAUCGACACAACGUUGUACUGGUACUGUCCUGACAUCAAUACUUUCACCAUCGAAAAGUGCAGCAAGUAAAAAGAAAACCGUUCGAUUUAAUGAUAUACCUACAAUACACUAUAUUGAAAGGAUUAGUGGAGCACGAAAAGUGGCCGCCAAGGAUAUUUUACCACUGACUACGCACAAGGACCGACGCCAAUUAAUAAGACGUACCUAUCCAAUUAUUGAUAACACCGAUAAAAUUAUUUCACAAAUUCUUGCAUGGAGUGAUGAAUGGUUGGUGAAACGGAAUGCCGCUGUAGAAGCAGCCAGUGAUAUUGUCUACCCCAUGCCAAUACAAUUCAGUUCAUUUGAUCAUUAUAAAAGUAUUGUUUUCCCUCUUAUGAAACUUGAAUUUGUUAGUCUUUUGGAGCGGGAAUAUAAUCUAACAAAAAAUGUCAAAAAGUACAAAGUUGCAUUGGAAUAUGUAACGACAAAUGCCAAUCGUUUGAUGCUAGUCACGAAAUUUACCUAUCAAAAUCGCCAACAGCUGGACAGCAGUAAAUAUGAUUUGGUUAUAUUGGAAUCGAAUAAAAUGAAUACAAAUAUGUUUGCAUAUUUGACAUCGACGCGUAAAGGGGCUGGUACCUGUAAUACAAUGGUUUUUGAAAUUGUACCCAAAAACAUAACCAAAGAUUUCUUUUGUGGCAUACACGAAUUGACGAUACGACCCGUCAUCGAUAAUGUUCGUGUUGAAUUUGGUGCCUUCAAUGCUGUCUAUCAGCUGGAGGCAACACCAUUAUUCAAAAAAAUCCUCGAUCCCCUGGAAAUGUUACAGAGUCGCCAUCCUCCAAAAAAGAAAGUCAUCUAUCGUGGUUUUGACCCGUUAAACGAUAAACAACGUCAGGUGUUAUUGAAUACCUAUGUUCGGAUCAUUGAUGAGACAACACCUAAUGUAUCACUGAUACAAGGACCGCCGGGUACGGGCAAAUCGUGUGUCAUCACGAAUUUAGCAUUGCAAACGUUAUAUGGUGACGAGGUCAGGUGUAUGGAUAAGAAAAUUUUGAUAUGUGCCCAAAGUAAUGCAGCCGUUGAUGUCAUCGCUGGCAAAUUGUAUGAUAUUAGUAUGAGAAUGAGACCGGAAAUUCGUUUUCGUCUUAUACGUUAUGGGCUGCAGGAUAAAAUAAAUCGUUUGGUCUAUCCGGUAACAUUGCAAGCGAUUAUUGAACAUGAACAAAUGAAAAAAAUGAAGGCAACUAAUCCGGAUAUCCCGAUGGAGAAUAAGGAAAAUUUAAAAAACCAAAUUUUACAACUAGAAGCCCAGAUAGCUGAGAUGUCGAAACGCAAUAUAAAGGGUACUGUCGAAGAAGAUAUGCUGCUGGAGAAACAACGUAAGCUACAAUUGAUGCGAAAUAUAUCGACACAAUUUACAAGGCCCGAAGAUGAACGGAGCAUUGCCACAUGGUUUUUAAAUAAUGCCAAUAUUGUGUGUGCCACACUUUCCAGUUGUGUUAAACUUGCUCAAUAUGUAAAUUAUUUUGAUAUUUGCAUUAUCGAUGAAGCAACACAGUGUACCGAACCUUGGACAUUAUUACCCUUGAGAUUUGGAGUAAAUUCUCUGGUCCUGGUUGGUGACACACAACAAUUACCCGCCACUAUAUUGUCAAAGAAAGCGAAUGAAUUGGGUUUGGGUACCUCAAUGUUCACCCGAAUACAAAAUUGUUUAGACAAUAUACCAAGCAUUGCUAGCGGUGCCAAUACCAAUGGCUUCAUAACGAAAGAUCACAUAAUCUGUGGUCUACAGACCCAGUAUCGCAUGCAUCCGGAAAUAUGUAAAUGGCCCAAUCAAUAUUUCUAUCGCAAUGAAUUGAUUAGUGAUCGCAAAACUCAGGACUAUAAAUCACCGCUGAUGCCGUUCUCGGUAUUGAAUUUGGCCUACACGCAAAAUUCAUCAUGUUCGAAUGGAAAAAUUACCAACAAUCUGGAAGCAGAAUUUGUGGCGAAACUGUUAAAGGCUCUCGACGGUUUCAUACCAAAUAAAUAUAAUAGUUAUGGUGUAAUAACACCAUAUGCACAUCAUCGGACAACAUUGGAACAUUCAAUUAGAUCCCUUGGCUUAACAAAUAUAAUGGUGAAUACCAUUGAUUCUUAUCAGGGACUGGAAAAAGAUGUCAUUGUUAUAUCGAAUGCCCGCACAAAUGGUAUUGGUUUCCUAUCGAAUCCUCAAAGACUUAAUGUGGCCUUGACGCGUCCUAAAAAAUGUCUAAUUUUAUGCGGAAAUUUUAAAAAUUUAGAGGUUGUUCCGGCCUGGCGAAGUCUACUGCAAAGUGCUCGUGAACGUAAUCUCUAUUAUGAAAUUUCAACGAAUUGUGUUAAUGAUAUACACACAAAUGUGAUUGAUAAAAUAAGAAUUAAAAAGGAUAUAAAUUCAGAAAAUAAAACCAAACCCAAUAGCGAUACAGUUUAG
Molecule: messenger RNA, 5622 nt
Organism: Musca vetustissima
Lineage: Eukaryota; Metazoa; Arthropoda; Insecta; Diptera; Muscidae
Product: probable helicase senataxin
Exons: 10
Coding region: 1-5622 (1873 amino acids)
Biological process (GO): termination of RNA polymerase II transcription
Cellular component (GO): nuclear body
Molecular function (GO): helicase activity; transcription termination site sequence-specific DNA binding; protein binding
Source: RefSeq, a predicted model, not a curated record